AUGGCACUUAGUCAUAUGCACGGGAAUUCACGGCACCAGCAUCUACUGCAAGAAAAUGAGCAGAUGCCAGAAGAUUUUAUUUUACUCUUAGCCGAGGAAAAAAAAAAAAUGAGCACAUUUUCUGUUUUAAAUACUAGCAACGUUUCGCAGGCUGACUCCCUCGAGGACGGCGGCAACUGGACGGCAGUAACCCAGUUUACCCAGCCGGGAUGGCAAAUUGCUUUGUGGGCUAUCACCUAUUCCUUCAUCGUUAUCACAUCCAUUGUUGGCAACGUUACCAUCAUCUGGAUCAUUCUUGCACACAGGAGAAUGAGGACUGCUACUAAUUACUUUAUUGUUAACUUGGCUCUUUCGGAUUUGCUGAUGUCUGCUUUCAAUACCAUCUUCAAUUUUAUUUAUGCCAGUCACAACGUCUGGUAUUUUGGUGAGGAAUUCUGCAGGUUUCAGAACUGGUUCCCCAUCACCGCAAUGUUUGUGAGCAUUUACUCCAUGACAGCCGUGGCUGCAGAGAGGUACGUGGCGAUAAUUCACCCCUUCAAGCCCAGGCUCUCUGCUGGAAGCACCAGAGUCAUCAUAGGGAUCAUCUGGCUGGUGGCAUUUGGGCUCGCCUUCCCGCAGUGCUUCUACGCCGAGAUCACGACAGACAACGGAACGACAAAAUGCAUUGUUGUCUGGCCAGAUGACGUCGGAUCCAAGCACCAGCUCACGUAUCACAUCGCAGUGAUCGUGUUGAUUUAUUUACUGCCUUUAAUGGUGAUGUUUGUUGCAUACAGCGUUAUAGGAAUUACUCUGUGGAGCAGCGCGGUUCCAGGCAACCACCUGAACAGAGUCCGCUACGAACACCAAGUUAAUGCAAAAAAAAAGUUUGUGAAGACCAUGGUCGUAGUUGUCAUCAUCUUUGCUGUCUGCUGGCUGCCCUAUCAUAUAUACUUCAUCCUGGGGAGCUUCAAGGAAGACAUCUACCAGCAGAAGUACAUUCAGCAGGUUUAUCUUGCGAUCUUUCUCCUUGCCAUGAGUUCGACGAUGUACAACCCCAUCAUAUACUGCUGUCUUAACCAAAGAUUUCGUUCUGGCUUCAAAUUAGCCUUCCGGUGGUGUCCAUGCAUAAAAGCAACUGAGAAAGACAAACUUAAACUUACAUCCCCAUCUCUUUACCAGACAACCCGCAGGAAGUCAGGAACAACAAGUUUCAACACAGAAACGCAACUGAAUGAGAAAGAGAAGACAUCGUUUACCCUCACCCAGCUGACACUUUGAUUUUCUCCUCCCGGUUCUGGCUCUAUCCUAAUAACACCAUUUUCAAGGCAGCGGAUUUGUGGAAGCCCGAGGCAGGUCUUUGUUCUGAAGCAACCAUUUUCUAUGGGACACUUUCAGGUGCCUUCAGCAUUGAAAGCAACCCGCUGAUAAUACUUAUACCCAUGUAGGUCCAAAUAUCACCCAGGUAUAGAUGCAAGUUCAGCCCUCUCUUACACCAACAACUGCAAUACAGAACAGAGGUCAAAAAAGCAGCAAAGCAGACCUCAGGCAGUGCCAAUCAGCAGAAUAUCAAUUAUUCUCUUCCAGAUAGUGAUGCCCUGCCUUCUGUUCCACCAAGACGCUUACAUCUGGAAAAGAGGUGAUGGAGCAGGAAGGCUGGGGCACACCUGGCUCAGCUCGGAUGGGCCCUCGGGGCUGCAUGGGCAGUGAAGGCCCAUGGCUCAGCAGCGCCAAGGCAGAGGAGACCGUGGAGCAGAGCUUGCUUACAACAAAGGCAAAUAUUAAUGCGUCCAGACUGAAAAGCCUGCCUUGAAUUUUUUCUGAAUUCCAGUAUUUUCAGACCUGCAAUUUCACCAGCAUCAUCCCUCAUCAAUUGAAAGUGAGAAACAGUUCCUUAAGAUGUUGUCAUUGCAUGGAUUUCGAUAACCUCGUACCAAAACACAAUGUCAUCUUCCUGUUAAACUGCCCAAGUGAUCCCUCUGACUUCACAUAGUUAAUUGUGGUGCCUAAUUUGGAGAGCGAGGCUCUCUGAAGAGUCAGUGGCCAGGUGUGGGAUGCUCAGUGGCUUGGUCAGGGCUCAUGGAUCCGGUCUGAAUCCACCUCCUUUACCUCCUCUUAGUCCUAACUGCAGUGUGACCCAUCGGGUUUUUUUCCCAGAUAGUCCCUUCAUCUUCCCUUUCCAGACUUACUCCAUGUUUAUUAUGGCUGUUCUUC
Chroicocephalus ridibundus (black-headed gull) is the source of this 2190-nucleotide messenger RNA. It is a transcript of the gene TACR2, whose product is annotated as tachykinin receptor 2. Gene Ontology annotation, biological process: positive regulation of flagellated sperm motility; G protein-coupled receptor signaling pathway. The record is from RefSeq and is a predicted model, not a curated record. Gene Ontology annotation, molecular function: substance K receptor activity. Gene Ontology annotation, cellular component: plasma membrane; sperm midpiece. NCBI's taxonomy places the organism in Eukaryota, Metazoa, Chordata, Aves, Charadriiformes, Laridae.